AUGAUUCUUCUUGUUGUGUAUAUCGAUGACAUUGUGAUUACUGGGAGUAAUGCCUCGGGGAUCUCAUCACUCAAGUCAUUCCUUAACUCAUAUUUUCAAACGAAGGAUCUGGGUUCAUUGAAGUACUUUCUGGGGAUUGAAGUCAUAAGGAGCAAGAAAGACAUCUUAUUGACUCAGAGAAAGUAUGAUCUUGAUCUACUGAAAGAAACUAGAAAACUAGGGGCUACCCCAACCAGCUUCCCUAUGGUCUAUAAUCCUUUGCUUGAUGCUGAUGGUAGCAUACCAUGUAAAAAUCCUGAUGAUGAUGCUAAGAGCAAGCCAUUUGAAAAUCCAGAAAGGUAUAGGAAACUGAUUGGAAAGUUGAAUUACCUUACGGUGACCCGUCCUGAUAUCACUUAUCCAGUGAGUGUCCUUAGCCAAUUUAUGGUUGCACCAACUGUCCGACAGUGGGAAGCCUUAGAGCAUGCGUUACAUUACUUGAAGAGAUCCCCAGGUCGUGGGAUAUUGUACAAGAAUCAUGGUCACACAGACAUUGAGUGCUUUUAUGAUGCUGAUCAUGGUGGGUCGAAAGCCACGAGACGAUCCACUACAAGAUAUUGUGUUUUUGUAGGAGGCAAUUUGGUGUCCUGGAGAAGCAAGAAACAGAAUGUGGUGUCAUGA
Messenger RNA from Neltuma alba, 660 nucleotides. RefSeq lists its product as uncharacterized. The record is from RefSeq and is a predicted model, not a curated record. The transcript has a single exon. Bases 1 to 660 code for a protein of 219 amino acids. Lineage: Eukaryota; Viridiplantae; Streptophyta; Magnoliopsida; Fabales; Fabaceae.